Molecule: messenger RNA, 518 nt
Organism: Impatiens glandulifera
Lineage: Eukaryota; Viridiplantae; Streptophyta; Magnoliopsida; Ericales; Balsaminaceae
Product: ethylene-responsive transcription factor ERF098-like
Exons: 1
Coding region: 20-421 (133 amino acids)
Biological process (GO): regulation of DNA-templated transcription; ethylene-activated signaling pathway
Molecular function (GO): DNA binding; DNA-binding transcription factor activity
Source: RefSeq, a predicted model, not a curated record
CUUUUAAGUAAAAAAACACAUGCCAAAAGGAGGCGGAGGAGGUGAGACCAAGUACCGGGGCAUUAGGCGCCGUCCAUGGGGUAAGUUUGCAGCCGAGAUUCGCGAUUCCUCGAGGGGUGGUGCCCGCAUUUGGCUCGGGACUUUUGAGACAGCUGAAGAGGCGGCACGAGCAUAUGAUCGUGCCGCCUUUCAAUUGAGGGGAAGACAAGCUAUGCUUAACUUCCCCAACGAGUUUCAUUCGAGUACUAAUGGUUUUGAGGCUUCCUCCGCCUCCCAGUCAGGGCAUUCUGCGGCGACAGUUUCGGGUGGAGAAGAGGAAGUUAUUGAGUUGGAGUGUUUGGAUAAUAAGCUCUUGGAGGAUCUUCUUGCACCGCAGAAAGAUGAUGGCCAAGGGAGUAAAAGUGGACACAAUUUACUUUAGAAAACCAACCAAUGUAAGAACAUGUCUCCAUUUUCUUCCACCAUUAAUUUGUAUUUUUUGAAAAAAAAGUAUAUGGGUUUAACAUACUUUUGUGUAU